AUGGUGGACGUUUCAAAUGAACGCAAAACAGCUCAAUCAGUCGCCCCAAUAAACCAGGCAAUCUUAGAGUCAGUUCUUCAGGCUUACGGCUGCCUUAAGCGAAACGCCGCCAAGUCCUUGCCCCUCAUCCCUCACGCAAGCCAGAUCGAUAGGCCAGAAUUUGCGCAUCAUUCUUUUCCCAGACGCGUCUACGUCUCAUCUCAACGAUUUCCCGGUCCCAAGUCCAUUUUGGUAACUCCUCUUGAUAGCUUCCUUGACCCUCCAGCCGCCUGCAAGAACAUUGACUACUGUUUUUACGGCGGCGAACUUAUAGCACCUCGCAGAGCCGAGAACUACAUCUCUGCUCAUAUCAGCGUCAGCACUCAGUACUCUCGCUCCCACGAAUACGAGGACAUUCUGCAGACGCCUGUCUCGCGAAAGUUUCCUCUCCUCUACCACCAAACUCGCCAGACAGGCAGUUCAGUACCCCCAAAGAAAGCACCAGCAAGACAGACCAACCCAAAAGUUGGAUAUCAUCGUCAAACGGAGCAGCCGACAGUUAAGGAGGAGCCGGAGGAAAUAAGCAGGAUAGGUGACUUGGACGUCAGUGAAUCCAGCGGUUUGACAAGUGUGCUCCCCCGCUCCCUACCGUCGUCAGCUAGAACACCCUCCAUACCCUGCAGUCAAAAGGAGGCUGAGACUAGUCAAAUGAAGCGGAUCGACUCGCAUCGAGGGAGCGCUGACGUAGGUGUUAACAGUGCACGUCGGGAGAGUAGGCAAGACAGUGAAAGGACAAUGGUUGCAGAGGCAGACGACCGCGUCUACAACAGUCCCACGAUGUACCAAGUCACAAAGGUGCCCGCCCAGUAUGCAAUCGAUUACCUCCAAGACAGCCCUGGAGCCAGAAAUGAGGAAAUUCCAGAGGUGAAAGAUGUUCGUCCUAACCAUGGACAGGUUGAAAAGGAGGGACCGCCCAAUAGAUGGCGGGAGGAUGCAGCCAGCACCAUCAGUAAGAGGGCCACGUCUGUGGAUGAGCUGCGUCGACGUUUCGAGGAAUCCUGUACGGUGAUUCUUCCGAAGGGCAGCAAACGACCGAACAACUGUGUUGAGGACCAAGAGGAGGAACAGAACAGGGCGCGGACGAUGGUCAGAACUGGUGCAGCCAAACCAGUUCAAAGUGAAAACCCACGUUCUCCUCCCUUUGCUCGACGCGUUGCAGGCACCCAAACGGACGAUAAUCCACGGCCAGUGGCCAUUCGUCCAAGUCGUCUCUUCAGACGUUCGGAUGAGGAGUUGAAGGGGGAGAGGGUAGGUAGGCGAUACAACCCGUCCCCUACCCAACGGAGGCUGCCUGGCGAAAAUGGCAGAUAUCUCAGUCCUCGCAGUAUCAAUCGAGCUGCCAACGACACUUUGUGGCCUGACGGCGUCUACUUCAAAGCAGGAGAUGUCUACAAACGUGUGGAGACCAACACGUAUGCAAACGGUACAUCAGUGCGGUAUUUCUUGCCACGAUCAGAAGCCGAACCGGUGGCUGUUUUUGGCACUGAUGCGGAUUAUGAACCACGAACAAGCUUCCGGACGGCUGCUAGACGACGCGACUUCAGUCGAGAGAGGCUGGAGGCUGAAGAUAGACCUUAUCGUACCGCGGCGCUAUCCCGCUCAAGCAGUUCUCUCAGUUUGCCUCGAAGUCCUGUGAGGCCGAAGGUAAAACAGAUGAAGUCGGAGAUAGGAGCUGGCUACUUCAGAGCUGAUACUCCAAGCUCUCAUAAACGUCACAAUUUGACGGUUGACUGUUCUGACCAAUAUGACAGUCGUAGACGCUUUGGACAGACAUCACCCAUUCUGCAAAAACAAAACUUCUCCUACAGAGGCAGUUUACCCUGUGUCUCCGGCUCCAGGGGUACAGCGCGAUGUUGGAGAGGACGUCCCAGUCCUACGCUGAAUUACUCUUACCUGGAACAUAUGGAACCCUCCACCAUGCCAUAUCGAUCUAAUACUCUGUCCAGCUGGAGUGAUUUACGCACUACCAGGGAGUCUCAGCUGUACGCUACCUUACCCAUGCGCAAGUCCCGCUCCCAACAGCACCUCUCACCCCACGUUAGUCGAUCAGCCGCCGCCGCGGCCGCCGUCAGACAUCGUUUUCCUAAAGCCGGAGAAAUUCGCGAUCAGGUGAUGCACGGUGCCCCCGUGCAUGCUCUCAAGUGGAAACGACCAUGGGUUAGCGUGAACAACGCCAAGGUUUCAACAAACCUUCCUCCGGUCUGCUCUGCUUCACCACCGAGAGCACAGACUUCUUUCAGUCCCCGACCGCGCGACCAGUUUAGGCGCAGCGGGGGAGGGUGCGUGGAUCAGGCGUCCAUUUCGCAGGAGUUCGGCUCAAACAUUGCCUUCUUCGAGCAAAUGGCUAGGGAGAAUAUGAACGAGCCGCAUUGUUCUUUCGGUUCAGACUGCUACCACUGCUCAUUUCGUGACCGGCUGGGAGCUCUUCGGUCGGCUUCCCCAUCCCCGAGCAGGACCCGGGUGCGUCCAUACUUUGGCAGCCUAAGAAGACAGAAUAUGAGCAGCUUUCAAUGCCGCCGUGAGGUUGGAGACGGUGGCAGGCCUCGUGUUGAGGUAAUCAACUCGCCUGGAAAACUGCAUUCCCAGGUGGAAUGCAUCAGCCCCAAGCCCAGGCCAGGGAACAGUUUCUCACAGACUAACCCUGUCAGGUGUUCUGUACGUCGUUUAGGUGACAUUUAUGACACAUCGUAG
This is a messenger RNA of Dibothriocephalus latus, 2730 nucleotides long. NCBI's taxonomy places the organism in Eukaryota, Metazoa, Platyhelminthes, Cestoda, Diphyllobothriidea, Diphyllobothriidae. The record is from the annotation of a GenBank genome assembly.